Cylicocyclus nassatus is the source of this 1069-nucleotide messenger RNA. The record is from the annotation of a GenBank genome assembly. NCBI's taxonomy places the organism in Eukaryota, Metazoa, Nematoda, Chromadorea, Rhabditida, Strongylidae.
GCGAGAUCGAUUAUCGCUAUCAGAGAGCACGGAACGGGAAGAUGGCUGGCCGUCCGCCCUCACGCGAAACGACGUCUUUUCCAGCCGGUAACAUAAUACAUUCAUCCUCAUCAGCUUCUGAACGAAUGGGAGCUUUCGGAGCUUUGGAGCUCGAUCAUGAACCCAACCGAGGGCGUGAUUCACAGCAAAUUUCGAGACCAGACGACUUAUGGCAAGCCCCUGCUGCCCAACGAGUAAUGCUUCCACCGCUGGUUCGGUCCCCAGAAUCACAACCGUCCAUCACACCCAGCAGCCGAACCCCUUCAUACGGAAACCAUUACCGCCAGCAGGCAGGUCCCCUUCUACAGCAUACACCGCACGCACCAUCUACCUCAAAUGGUAGCCAUACAAGCAGCAAAAGGAAGCAUCAAAACUUAUCUAGCGUCGUCAGCGAAUCUGGAAACUCUACAGAUCUUGCCAGAAAUAUUUGUGAAUAUAUAAAUGAGAAGAUACCAUACGGACUCAGCGUAUUCCUACUCAUCACACUGUCAGUCAUAGCAUUUGUGCUUAUACUGAUAGGCUGCUUUAACAUCCCGUUCUGUCGAGUACAACCUAUGAUACCCAUAUGGCUUUUGGUAACUGGCAUUCUCCUCAUAAUUACGGCCACACUUCGAAUAUAUCAUCUUAUUCCCUCACCAAAUGGAAGGUCCGGAACAAUGACAGUAAAUCUAUGUUGUCAGGGAACAGAAGCGCUGUUAUGGGUAGCGAAUGCUGUAUGGCUAACAUUGGGUUGCAUAUGGGUCUAUGGCAGUAAACCGUAUGUUCAUUUUGAGCAACACAUGUUCGAACAACAUUACUGCGAUUCAACCCUAUAUUGGACUGCAUUCUGGACGUGUACCAUAUAUUUGGUCAUGAUCUGCGUACUGAUAAUCGCGUUGCUUAUAAUCAUGGCUAUGGUAUCAUCAAAAGAAGUUCGGGAGACACAGCGAUGACAUAACAAACAUCAUCCAAAAAUGUACAUGACUGUAUUAGCGCUUAUUCUAUUCUUUGAUCUUGCUGCGACGCUGUUGAAUAUUUUGUUGAUUUAUCC